This is a messenger RNA of Sipha flava (yellow sugarcane aphid), 694 nucleotides long. RefSeq lists its product as uncharacterized. The transcript is spliced from 4 exons. The record is from RefSeq and is a predicted model, not a curated record. The coding region runs from base 155 to 568 and encodes 137 amino acids. Lineage: Eukaryota; Metazoa; Arthropoda; Insecta; Hemiptera; Aphididae.
UAUCGGAGUGUUUUGCGGCUUUCGAAACAUUGCACUGCAAACGAAUAUUUAUCCAGCAACUGGUCAUACAUUUCCUUGUUGCGCAUCAAUGCGGUUGUAUAAACUUAUUACACGACAAGGUAGAUAUUAACAAGUAUACAACAUUAUCGGCAUUAUGGUUGUUUGGAACAUAAUAGUUUUAUUGCUGAUACCGUUGUGUAUGAUUGCGUCGUGUGAUCCAACAUUUCAAAAGCCCUUGGAUCCUUUCACGUUACUCAGAUACGACAAACGGGCAGCCGAGGACCAACCACCGAGCAAUGACAAGAACAACGUAUCAGUUGAAUUCGACGAGUAUCCGGUAGUUGUACCAAAAAGGACAGCACUGUUACUAGACAGAUUAAUGGUGGCAUUACAAAAAGCUGUAGAUGGAAACAAUUCUGGAAAUAUGAAAGGAUACUAUCCAGAAAGAUUAAUUCCAAUUAGCGGAGCGUCUAGACCAAAUCCUGGAAUGGAACUGCAGAGACGAAAUCAACAAAAAGGACGACUGUACUGGAGGUGUUAUUUCAACGCCGUGUCCUGUUUCAAAUAGAACCAAUCAAAUCUGUAUACUAUAUUUUUUUGCAUAAACAAUGUCAGUUGAGAAUAUUAUACCACCCUCAUCUUUAUACGCUUGUUUUUUUCAUAAAUUACACGAAUACAACGAUUAUUUAAUCAA